Molecule: messenger RNA, 2595 nt
Organism: Misgurnus anguillicaudatus (oriental weatherfish)
Lineage: Eukaryota; Metazoa; Chordata; Actinopteri; Cypriniformes; Cobitidae
Source: RefSeq, a predicted model, not a curated record
GCCAAUCACAACGCAUUGAAAAGCUGGCCAAUCAGAGCACACUGUGCUUUUUAUAACAAUGAGGUUUGUAGCAGGGGCGUAGCCAGAAAUUUAAUUUUUGGGGGAUCCUAUCUUAAAAUGAGGUGGCAACUUGUAUAUAUAUUUAAGUUUAUAUAAGUUACGCACAACAACACGUGACAUGAGCUAAUCCAAUCAAGUUUGAAAAUACCUGCAUUUUAAUUACUGCACAGCAUUUUGAUUUGUCAAUCUAUCAAUCAGACUAAGAAAUCAACAAUCUUAUUUUAUUUUAAGCAAUUGGAAAUCUGAGGGGGCGGGACAUGGAAAUGAGGGGACCAAGGCCCACCCAGGCCCACUCGUGGCUACGCCCCUGGUUUGUAGAAAUCAUUGUGUUUCAGAAAGGCAGGGCAUAGAGGAGCAACAUUACUGUAUGUCGGUCUGUGCUGAUUAUGGGAAUUCAACACUGUAACGUGUUUACUUUGGAAGAAGAAAAUGAAGAAAAUGUUGAUUGCAUGGCUAACGCGAACAGGAAGGAAGGAGAUGCUAAAUUGCCUCUGCUGAAAACAUUUACCUUAAACCUGUUUGCUUGAACCGCCUGUGGAUUUUCCGUUGUAACGUGACAGCUUGUUAUGUGCGCGAGUUCUCUCUCUCUCCUCACCCCUCGCAGGCACGCGCUCUGUCAGUGGAGAAGAGGGCUUCAAAAUCCUGCUGUAUAGCUCAAAGUGACCGCCACCUUGGGCUGACACACGACAAAGGGCUGUUUUUUUGCUUACUGAAAUUGUUGGAUUUGACCAUACAAGGAUUUCUUGGAGGACAAUGUUGUUGAAAACCACGAGCGAGUAAACUCUGAGGUGGAACCAUGUGUUGGACUUAAUUAUAAAUGCUAAACCACUCGCCGCUUAGAGCAACACCGUCUGUGCAAUUACUUCAAGAGAUGACCACUGUGUCAAUAGAGCCUAUAGUGGCGAUGGUGGAGAAGGCUACCAAUGUUACCGAGAUCCCAGUGGAAGCGUCUACCGAAAACAUGGCUGCGAACUUCACCAUCGGCACCAUCCUGUCGUUGAUGUGUCUGGUGGGCGUUUCUGGAAACAUCUACACGCUUGUGGUCAUGUGCCACUCGAUGCGCUCGGCUGCCUCCAUGUACAUCUACAUCAUCAACCUGGCACUAGCGGAUCUCCUUUACUUACUCACUAUUCCAUUUGUGGUGUGUACGCAUUUCCUAAAAGGAUGGUACUUUGGCGAUGCCGGGUGUCGGAUCCUCAUUAGUAUGGACUUUCUCACCAUGCAUGCCAGCAUUUUCACGCUUACAGUUAUGAGUACAGAGCGUUACUUUGCCGUACUCAAACCUUUGGAUACGGUGAAACGCUCAAAAAGCUACCGAAAGGCGAUCGCGCUGGUGGUAUGGAUGGCUUCUUUGAUUCUGACCCUACCCAUGAUAAUUAGUGUCCAGCUAAUGACACAGAGCUCCAAGCCUAUGUGUCAACCCACACUGAGUCCACUGUCUUAUAAAAUCUACAUCUCUUUUCUCUUUGGCACCAGCAUCGUGGCUCCAGGUGUGAUAAUCGGUUACCUGUACAUACGCCUGGCACGAACCUACUGGAUCUCCCAGACGGAGACGUUCAAGCAGACCAAAAAGCUCCCGAACCAGAAGGUUCUGUAUCUCAUAUUCACUAUAGUGCUCCUCUUCUGGGCCUGCUUCCUGCCUUUUUGGAUCUGGCAGCUUUUAGGUCAGUUUCAGCCCGCGCUGGCUCUCUCAGCUAAGGCCAAACGCAACAUUAACUAUCUGACCACCUGUCUGACCUAUAGCAACAGUUGUAUCAAUCCGUUCCUCUACACCCUGCUCACUAAGAACUACAAGGAGUAUCUCAGAAAGAGACAGAGGACUUGGACGGCCGGCAGUUACCUCAACCGCAGAAACCGCUUUCAGCGGUCACCCCGUCAUUCUCUGUCCGCCAGUAGUCAGCAGUGCACAGAGAGCUUUGUGCUCGCGCAAACUUCCUGCACCAAUAACAGCAGUCUUUGAGGAAAAGAUGACAGUCGGAGUCAGAACAACAGCAAUGCAGGUUAAGAUGGGUGGUAUCUCCCUAUAGCGAGUAAAGGAGAAAGAAUAGAGAAGAUGGAGCAGAUCAGGCAAGAGGAGUCACUACAGAAAAUCUUUCAUCUAGAAGAAGAGGCUCUGUGGAUCUGGAGAUGUCGAAACUUGUUUUUUAGAUUCAAUCUGAAAAACCAACUCUCGGUUCAUCAGUUCUCUGAGCUAUCAUCACUGUGAACAUCUUAAAAUAAGAUCUUUUUUUGAAUCAGAUUUUGAUAAUCAAGAAAAGAAAGUGACAACUUUUAUCUCCUCUUUCUCCAGAUAAAAGUCAAUUCCUUCAAAUAUUGUAACUGCAAUAGUAGCCAAUUGAUAUCUUGCAAAAGAUCACAUCAAACAGAUCAAACAAAUCUUUCACUUUCAUAUUAAUAAAAACUCAAGCUCUAUUUGAACUUUUGGGCUAUUUCAACAGCUAUGCUAUUUUAUUCAAAUGAUCAUUGACAAUUUUCAUGGUAGUCUAUAUAGCCACGGAAAGCCCACAAUAAUACUACGCGAAGGCAUCCAGAGUA